This is a messenger RNA of Impatiens glandulifera, 861 nucleotides long. Its product is annotated as transcription factor HHO5-like. The coding region runs from base 41 to 691 and encodes 216 amino acids. Lineage: Eukaryota; Viridiplantae; Streptophyta; Magnoliopsida; Ericales; Balsaminaceae. Gene Ontology annotation, molecular function: DNA-binding transcription factor activity; DNA binding. The transcript has 6 exons. The record is from RefSeq and is a predicted model, not a curated record.
AUUCCCACUGUUUCUUCAGCAAUAACAACAUAACUUCAAGAUGGAAAACCUCCCAAUGGAAGUGCAUAGAAUCAAGGAAAGAAGACACUACCAAGAGACCAAACACAGAACAAGGCUCAGAUGGACAACCGAACUGCACGAGCAUUUUGUUGAAGCAGUUAAUCACCUUGGAGGACCCUAUAAAGCUACUCCAAAGAGUAUCAUGAACCAAAUGGGCGUCCCAGGCAUUGGUUUAAGCCAUCUAAAAAGUCAUCUCCAGAAGUACAGACUCAGUAAGUUCGGACAAUCAAACACAAUGAUCUACAGGACAGAAGAUAGGAUGCUUGAAAUCAAUCAUGAAAGUAGAAGCCAUCUGAAUAUUCCUUACCAGAAAAACAAUUUGAAGUUCCCGAAAGCACCAAGCAUGUAUUACGGAUUUCAUGCACAGAAUGAGGCAUACAUACCAGCAGGUCCAAGCAUAGUGAGCUCUUCUUCUCUUCUUGUAAAUCCUGGAAAAACACAAAACAGCCUAAAUGCAACAAAUGGUUCAGCAACAAAUGUGAUUGAUUCACUUGAAGAAGAAGAGGAGAAUGCGAUUGAUUCAAGGAACAAUUGGCUCCUCCUUGCACGAGAUGCUUCUGAUGAUUUAACUCUAAGAAUUGGAAGAAGCAAUGGGCAAUUUCUCAACACAGAAGAAACCAGAGACAGCUAAGUUAUCAUUAUGCAGUUGAUGAUGAUGAUGAUGAAAGCGAAUUCGAAUGACCAAACUUUAUUCAUAGAGUCAAGAGAAGUCCUCUGAACUAAUAUAUAUCUAAUAAUACUGAUCAGUAAUGAGGUUAAUAAUAAGACAUUUAAGGAAAUUAAAAGAGUUUUAUUUCUUCA